AUUAAUAGAUACUCUGUGCCGAAUUUAAAAACAAAAAAAAUAAUCCGAAAACAGCUGAUGACUGAUGAAAAGCUAAUUUAUUUGUUUAAAAUUGGACAACCAUUUUCCUAAAUAAUACAGAAUCUCGAAAUGGCUGAGAUACAAACUUUAGUCGAAAUGGGAUUCCCAAAGGAGCGAGCUGAAAAAGCGCUGGCUGUAACGAAUUAUAAAGGCGUGGAACCGGCUAUGGAGUGGUUAUUAGCGCAUGCAGAUGACCCCGAACCGAGUACAGGGUAUACUAUUGAGAGUUCCACGACAAGCAAUCCUGAACCGACCGACGCUCCGGCGCCGCCCGCCGAAACUUCACAACCAAACGACCAAGAAGCGAAGUCAUUUAAAUGUGACGAGUGCGGGAAACUGCUUAAAGACCAGGAUGAAAUGGAAUACCACGCGGCAAAGUCGAAUCACAGCAGUUUUUCAGAGUCUACAGAGGAGAAAAAGCCACUGACUGAAGAAGAGAGAAAGGCUCAAAUGGCGCUACUUGAGGAGAGAAUGAAACAGAAACGGAAAGAGAGAGAGGAAAAGGAGAAGGCUGAAGCUCUGGAACGAGAGCGCAUCCGCAUAAAAUCUGGCAAAGACAUGCAGGAAGCUCGACAGAGACUGCAAGAGCAAGAGAUGCAGAAGCUGGUGGAACAGAGACGCAGGGAGAAAUUGGAGGACCAGCGAGCCAGGGAGAGGGUCCGAGCACAGAUUGAAGCUGAUAAACAAGCUAGAAAAUUAGCGGCGUCAGGUCAGACAGCCGCUCCCGCGCCAGCACCCGCGCCCGCUCCCGCUACCGCUCCCGCCGCCGCGCCCGCUCCCCGCGCCUCCUAUGACCAGGCGCGCAUACAGCUGCGGCUGCCCGACGGACAGUCGCUGUCGCACACGUUCGGCGCCAAAGAACAACUUAGUGCUGUCAGAUUAUACCUACAGAUGCACAACCCAGAGUUUGCACAAAACGACAGUUUCAAAUUAAUGACAACAUUCCCAAAGAAGAUAUUCGCCAGUGACGACUAUGAGACUCCUUUAGAGACUUUAGGACUGGUGCCAUCUGCAGUCAUCAUAGUGUCUAGGGGAGCUCAAUAAAUUUUAUUUUUUAAGUCAGAAUUUCGGUGUGAAACUGUCAAACAAAAAGGAAAAUAAUGUACUUCACUAAUUUAUAUUACAAUACAAUAAAGUAGAUAAUAAUAUUAAGCUGGACUUUCAAAAUAAUGAAAUAAUAUGCAGCUUUUAUUUUUCAUUUGAAAAUUGAAACCUACUUAAUUCAUUUCUAUUGUAUGUUAAGGGUGUAUGAAUGUGACAAACAUUGGUCUAAUAAAAUUCGUGAAUUUAUA
This is a messenger RNA of Bicyclus anynana (squinting bush brown), 1352 nucleotides long. RefSeq names its product UBX domain-containing protein 1. Lineage: Eukaryota; Metazoa; Arthropoda; Insecta; Lepidoptera; Nymphalidae. Gene Ontology annotation, molecular function: protein binding. The transcript has 6 exons. The record is from RefSeq and is a predicted model, not a curated record. The coding region runs from base 130 to 1104 and encodes 324 amino acids.